UUAUAUAGCUUGUUUCCCUUUGUGAAACCGUCUAGGAGCAGGAGGACAAGCUGUAGCUGGAUUAUAUAAUAAUAAUAAUAAUUAUUACUAUAAUUAUACUGAUCAUAUAUUACAGAGAUGUUUUUGAAAGGUCUACGGGUAGUUUAUGAAUAUAUGAUAAAUGUUUGACAUCACGAUGUAACGGGACUUGAUUUGUGUACUUUGUGAGUAAUAAGACCAAUAAACAAACCCACGUACAACUGUUACAAAGCCACAUUAUUUGCUGCAGGAUCCAGAAAAAACGUGUCAAAGAUGCAGAUGCACUUUGAAGCUUCAAGCACAGUCACGUUGCUCUUUGACUUCUGGAGUGUACACGGACCUGGAGGAAUGGUUCUUUCAGUCUUGGUGGUACUGCUGCUUACAGUAUUAUACGAGUUCCUCAAGGUGUGGAAGAACGUUCUUGUCAAACGGUCUGAAAUUCAUAGCUUCUCUCCAGAGCUGGAGCAUCCCGAGAGCAGCUCGUCACUAGCUAACAGUCCCUCCCAGGUGUCUCUGGCUCCCACGGAGAACACCACCGCCCCUGUUCUCGGCACUUCCACUGCAAACAGGUGCAGGAUUUAUAAUCUGGCUCCUCCAUGGCGUUCGGACAGGACUGCACAUUGUUCAGGUGGUUCUGGGAUACAUGCUUAUGCUCUGUGUCAUGUCUUACAACGUCUGGAUAUUCCUCGGAGUGAUUGUGGGCUCUUUGUUAGGCUACUUCAUCGCUUUCCCUGUCUCGGGUUAUGCAAUGUAACUGACCAAUGUAACUGUAACUGUUAAAUGUAGUAGAUGCAACUAAUCAGGGAUUUCUUUUUUUUUUCUUUUUAAAUUUCUUUCUUUCUUUUUUUUUUUAAACUGACAAACUUUACAAAUUAUGCAAAACAGCUGCCAGUCAUUAACCUCAGUGCCUACGUGUUUGUACUCGGUAUGAUUUUUAAAAAAAAAUGAUAUACUUUUCUUUUUAGAGAUUGCCGUGUGUUUUUUUAAAUUAUAAUCAAAUAAUCAAAUUAGCUUUAAGUUAAUUUGCUUUCAGAAUGCCAAUGUUAGAAGAUAGGUUUUAACACUCUGUCAUUGAAACGGUGCAAUUUCUGAUUAUAUGAUCGUUGUUGUGCUGCUUGUGCAUUUGCAGUCAUGCGUUUAUGGCUUUAGCACUGGGACACCUGGUGUCCUGUCUAAACACAGUGUCAUGUGACCAGGAAGGUCAAUAUCACUUCAUUGUGUAAUGUGUAUUCUCUUUUAACCUGCACAGGGAAAAUGUGCUCUAUGUGUUAUACACUGUAUCGCCAGAAAAAAAUAAAAUAAUAAUAAUAAUAAUAAUAGGGGGGGGGGCAGAGAGUAAUAGUCUGCAAUGACUUUACUUCCCUCUCGAGUGAUUUAGUCAUAAUGUGAACUCCCCGUGUUGCACAGUUUUGGUCCUCGUGAUGGACACGAAACCCACACGUCAGUCAGUGACUUUUUUGUGUUGUUUGUUUGUUUUUCCCCCCAGUAUGGGAAGUAUUAAAAAGAAAAAACCUCUAGAAAUUAUGCAAAUCAUUUACCUUCGAUGUUGGAGCGAGAUGAAAAGAGAAAUGUUUUUAAAAAGUAUCAGAUCGAACUUUUUAUAAGCUAUAACAUUUUUAAAUGAUAUUAAAUUGGUUUGACUAAUAA
Tachysurus fulvidraco (yellow catfish) is the source of this 1665-nucleotide messenger RNA. It is a transcript of the gene slc31a2, whose product is annotated as solute carrier family 31 member 2. Lineage: Eukaryota; Metazoa; Chordata; Actinopteri; Siluriformes; Bagridae. The transcript has 4 exons. Gene Ontology annotation, biological process: copper ion transmembrane transport. Bases 292 to 798 code for a protein of 168 amino acids. The record is from RefSeq and is a predicted model, not a curated record. Gene Ontology annotation, molecular function: copper ion transmembrane transporter activity. Gene Ontology annotation, cellular component: membrane.